AUGGAUCAAUCCCAGAUCAACGCACUCACCUAUGCCAAUUUGAACAAACUAAGUGUUGGGUUCUUAUCUAUUGUAGUGCCACUCUCCAGUAGUCUAGCAGGAUGCUUAACGUAUCAGUUUAUCAAUUACUUGAACACCAAAAUGUUCACUCAAACUCAAGCCCAACAUCAAAUGCCGAACCACGUCCAAAAACAAAUGUCACCAUCCCCAGCUUAUCAUCAAACCCACCAGUUUCAAGAGAAACCUAAAAAGAUUGCAUAUCUUGACCGGAAUAACAAUGAAAUCGAGGGGGAGGUCGUGGUUGGCCAGUUGGAAACUAAAAAGGCUGAAGAGCUUGACGUCAAACCUCGAAGUUUGCCCCUUCAUCCAUCGACUUUCCACAGCAAUUACCAACCCGAAUUCUUUGACAUAAGAGUUGAUAACCAACACGAUUAUUCUUGCAAUAGGCGAAAUUGGUUCAGCCGUUUGAAUAUCUUCCACCAACAAUUCGAAUUUUUAAAUGAUAAAUUCAAUGUACUCGUAUUUUUCAUUCUCAUGGCAAACCUAUUUAGUCUCGUGCGUCAUCACUUUGUAUUUAAAUCUUUGGCUCAUCAUACUUUAGUCGACGCAGGCUUAACUCGAGUUUACAGCUGGCAAUUAUCAAACUUGCUUGUCGUCAACUUCUUGAUAUCCACAGGCACUAGAGUAUACUUUGCUAGAUUGGCAUCAACCAUGCUAAGAGCACCGAAGUUGUUCUUAGUUUGUUCAUUAAUCCUACUCUUAAUCAGUCUAGGCGGCUUGAUUUUUCAGUCAGUUUUGGUCGGAGCCCAUUUGAUUGACUAUGAUCAGAUCCGGGUAAUCUUUACUCGUAGUGGAAGCGUGGACCAAACUCUUACAGAUUUUGUCAACGAUCUUGGUGAUUAUUUCAGAUUAAUUGGUCUCCAUAGAAUCCGACUAGAUAUUCUCCAAUUAGCUUGGUUAGGGCCACCUCUCGCAUGGGACCUAUUAAUCACAACAGUCUUAAUGUUCAACGCUUUGGAUUCUCGCAAGCGCUGUCGAUUUGGGUCAGCUGAUGGAAGAAUCUCUUUGGGAAUUACCAUCAUGUUUGAAACUAUGUUCCUCGUCACUUUGGCUACUUUCAUUGUGUUGUGUAUCUGCCUUGUUCUAGGCGGUAAAGUAGCUAUAGAUUUUGAAAGAAUGAACACACUUUAUGGUGGAUUUGAUGGUUUUGUGACCAAGUUACAUACCAUUUCAAUCUUUUGCAGCUUGCAGCACAAAGUGAAUGACAGGUUGAGGUUGGAGCAGAAGCUUAUCAUCAGUUCGCAAAGGACGCGCGACUCGGCUCUCAGUGGAUAUGGUCUUGGGCACAGUGUAGGAUCUGGAGACCCCACCUAUCACGGAAGGCAAUCCACCAGGAAAGGACCGCAAGCAGUUCAAUUCCCCGAUUUUGCUGAAACAGACCUCGAGGUUUCUGAAGAAGACGGAAGUGUUGUGGUUGAGGGUAGCGAGGAGAAUGAGUUUGAUGAACGCAAUGUGGAUGACGAAACGGAGGAAGAAAACACAUCAGUCCACGCCACCGAAAACUUGAGAGUAAACCGUCUGGCGCCAGCUAUCGAAUGUUGUAACUCGGCGCAUCUAUCACAAAAACAAAUCGUGCUAAAUAAAUUCAACGUUGAAGACUUCGAUGUCAAAUUUCCGGAACAAGCCAAGAUCAUGAACCAUCAUCAUGUUGCGAAGACCUCUGAAAUUGAAGGGUUAGCUAGUGGGCCAGUGGUGGAUUGCCCACCUGGGUUGCAAUCAAACUUAGGCUUGAAGAUAUUCGAAGACCCACAGGAAUUGAUAGAUGCCCAACACCAUCACAUUCGCCCGCACCAUGCACACUCCAAUCCCAAUCCCAAUUUUAAAUCGGCCGUUUCAUCUCCGAGGCCGGGUUUUGCACCGAAUCAAUCGAUUCCAUGA
Puccinia triticina is the source of this 1938-nucleotide messenger RNA. RefSeq lists its product as uncharacterized. The record is from RefSeq and is a predicted model, not a curated record. Bases 1 to 1938 code for a protein of 645 amino acids. NCBI's taxonomy places the organism in Eukaryota, Fungi, Basidiomycota, Pucciniomycetes, Pucciniales, Pucciniaceae. The transcript has 8 exons.